Messenger RNA from Lagopus leucura (white-tailed ptarmigan), 2136 nucleotides. It is a transcript of the gene NCAPH2, whose product is annotated as non-SMC condensin II complex subunit H2. Gene Ontology annotation, molecular function: chromatin binding. Bases 95 to 2041 code for a protein of 648 amino acids. Lineage: Eukaryota; Metazoa; Chordata; Aves; Galliformes; Phasianidae. The transcript is spliced from 19 exons. The record is from RefSeq and is a predicted model, not a curated record. Gene Ontology annotation, biological process: mitotic sister chromatid separation; meiotic chromosome condensation. Gene Ontology annotation, cellular component: nucleus; condensin complex.
UGCUGGCAGACAUCAUCCUGAGAGACCCGGGGUGUGGGGGGAGCACAGCGGUCAGUGGACGAUACCCAACACCGCCCAACCUGCAGCUGCUGCCAUGGAGGAUGUGGAGUCACGCUUUGCACACCUUCUGCAGCCCAUCCGUGACCUCACCAAGAACUGGGAGGUGGACGUGGCUGCACAGCUCGGGGAGUACCUGGAGGAGCUGGACCAAAUCUGUAUUUCCUUUGAUGGUGGCAAAACAACCAUGAACUUCAUAGAGGCAGCUCUGUUAAUUCAGGGCUCUGCCUGCAUCUACAGCAAGAAGGUGGAGUACCUGUACUCACUGGUCUACCAGGCACUCGACUCCAUCUCCAACAAGAAGAGGGAAAAGCAGCCCUGCUCCGUGGGACCAGAUGGCAAGGAUGCAGAUGCAACCUUUGGGAUGGAGAAGGAAGAGUUCCUUUCCCUGGAUGACAUCAGCAACACCAGCCAGGCCAGUGUGGACUUGAAAAUGGACCAUCAGCCCAGUGCUGUGAAUGUUGUUCCCUUGACUCCAAUGUCUUUGGUUCCCCCAGAAGAGGCUGAGAAGACAAACAACCCUCUGUUCAGCCGGAAGGGGGAGAUCCUGGCCAGCAGGAAGGAUUUCAGGAUGAACACGUGCACCCCUCACACCAGUGGAGCCUUCAUGCUGGAGCUGGCAGGGCUCUCCCCAAUGUGUCUGCAGGAUCGGCACCGUGAAGAGAACAACGCCGCUGGGGCAGUAGGGGCACCAUCCUCUGUGGUCGGUGGGAGGGAAUCCCUACGUGCGAGCACCGGAGCGAUGCCUGUCCAGGCACUGAACUUCUCAGAUGAUGGAGGUGCUGCAGGACCAGAUGAUGACCACGAUGGUGGGGAUGACUUGCCUGCAGACCCUGAGGACAACAUGGAAGCGACUCCAGCUGCCAAUGAACGCAUUGAGCCACAGCGGAGUGUGCCCCAGGUGAAGGGUUACGUGCUGCGGCAUCGAGCCCCUGCUGAGGACCUUCAGCCCCACAUCAAGGAGAUGCUGGAUCCCUGGCAAAGCCUUGACCCCUUUGGUGACUCUGAGGACAAACCCUUCAGGAAAGGGAGGCCCUUCCUGGUGCCACAUGGCGUGGAUGACGUGGUUGGUAGCAAGAGGAAAAGGAAGGGAUCCAGAAAGCUUCAGGACUUCUUGAAAUGGUUUUCUGCCACCUAUAACAACAGUGCUGACUGCAGGAAAACCAGGAGGAAAGGACCGACGUUUGCUGAUCUGGAUGUGCUGUACUGGAAGCAGCAGAAGGAGCGGCUGGCGGCACAGAGGAAGCUGCAGAGCAGGAUGGGCCCACCCUUGUCACUACCACCAGAGCAUGAGGAAGAGGAGGAGGAAGAGCUGGAUGCGCUGGAGGAGGAGCGGGGCAACGAAGAGGAUGGGGAAGCAGCGGAUGACUUUGUGGAGCACGAGGACAUCCAGGAGGAGGAUGUGGAGAAUCUAGUCGAGAAAGCUAUGGCUCCCUGUGAUGCGGACGCGCUGAGCUAUGAGGAGCUGGUGAGGAAGAACGUGGUAAGUGCUGCGCCUGAGCUCAGGGCAGGGGGACAGCGUGGGUGCCGUAGGCGUCCCUCAUCCCCAUGUUGUCCUCUUCCUCAUUCUCCCUGUGUCCCUUUGUACCUGCAGGAGCUGUUCAUUGCCAAUUCCCAGAGGUAUGUACAGGAGACAGAGCUCUCCCAGCACAUCCGCCUUUGGGAGGACAAGAUGGGGCCGGCGCUGCAGGAGCAGGAGGAGCGCACGGCCUUCGACAUCCACAGCUAUGGGGACAGGCUGGCAGCUCGCUUUGGCAGCCUGGGUGAGUGGCAGUCCUUUGCCAGCCUGGUGGCCGGCCUGCCCCCCUUCGAGGUGUGCCGCUACAUGCUGGCCUCAUUGCAGCUGGCCAAUGACUACACCGUGGAGGUGGCACAGGACCCAGGGCUGGAGGAGGCGGUGGACACAGUACGGCUGCGGCUGCUGACACGGGAGCGGGCACACGAGCGCUUCCGCACCUACGUGGCCCCUUCAGCCUGCCCAUGAACCCCUCACCCCUUGUUUCCCCCCCAUCCAUUCUGUACAGCCCCCAUCCCCUACGAUCCCCCAGCACCAGGGCUCCCCUUGCUCCCAGCAAUAAA